AUGGCGGUCCUCGCAUGGGCCUUUGCCUGGUUCACAACGAGCGUUCUCAUCUUCUUGGCCGGCCGCCUCGUGCCACAACUGCGUCCCAAGUCGAAGCCCGCCAUCCAGCUGCACACCGUGCCGACGCGCCCACGCAGUCCACCGCGCAGCCUGUCCCAGACGCCCGCAACAUCCCUAGACCCCAAGCCCCUCCCAGUCGACCCGGACGAUGCCCAGUCGUGCAAAUCCGUCGCGAGCGAGGCGCAAGGCUCGAGCGUGUCUGAAGUUUCUGCCUCCAAGCGAUCGUCUCCCAAGCCGCGGUGGUCUUUCGGCAAAUCACGCCGCACGGAGGCCAGUCCGAACCUGGCCUUGCUCUCGGAUGCCUCUGGGAGUGCCUAUCCCUACGUCGGCGCCUGCGUCGCGAAUAUACGUCUGCCGAAGGUGUUGAAGAACUUCCGCCGCAAGUCGUCCGCCAAAGCACGCUCCUCUCCAAAUGCCUCCCCCGCCCCGACAUUUUCGUCUCUUUCUGCUCUCGAAAAACCGACCGCCGAGGAGGAGGUCGACGAGUCUCUGAGAAGCCGCACCAUAUCCCUCGAUCAGCCUAGGCAGGUGCAACUGGCCGCUCUCCGGUCACAGUCGGAACAGCCUGUCACCACUUCAUCUGGCGAGACGUUUACGAGCACGUUCGUCAACCCAUUCCGACUCAAACCCCGACGACCCAAGACGCCUGCUUCUGCAGAGUCUCCUGCCAUUACCGCGUCCGAGCCCGGCCCAUUGGCGUUUCGUUCUCCAACCAUGCCCACUCCUCGGCGCGCAUCCGGGCCACGACGUGUUCUCAACUCGCUCUCCCUCGCUCUCACGCCGUCCAACAUCGAGCUUGUCCUCGACAUCGACAUUCUCCGUGCCCUCCACUUCGACCUCUGUUUCGGCAUCUUCGCUCUCUCCGGGGUCCCCUCGCGCAGCUCAACGGACACAGCCAUACGGGUACCCCUAUUUUGCCCCAAUGCCGGUGGUCACUUCUGCCGAGACUCGCUCCCGGAGCAGGAGUCGCUCACGUAG
Molecule: messenger RNA, 1038 nt
Organism: Epithele typhae
Lineage: Eukaryota; Fungi; Basidiomycota; Agaricomycetes; Polyporales; Epitheliaceae
Exons: 5
Coding region: 1-1038 (345 amino acids)
Source: RefSeq, a predicted model, not a curated record